Loa loa (African eye worm) is the source of this 594-nucleotide messenger RNA. RefSeq lists its product as hypothetical. NCBI's taxonomy places the organism in Eukaryota, Metazoa, Nematoda, Chromadorea, Rhabditida, Onchocercidae. The record is from RefSeq and is a predicted model, not a curated record. Bases 1 to 594 code for a protein of 197 amino acids. The transcript is spliced from 4 exons.
AUGAAAAUUACGGGCAAAGAUGCGAUGCGAUCACUCCAUGGACUUACUCAAACUCUAACAGAACUGAAGAAACAGUGUCAGGGUGUAAGUGACGUGGUUGAAGUACUGUCGAAUACGUUAAAUGAACGACAGAAUGCUGCCAACAUACGUCGUGCGGAAACGGAUGAACAUCUGCCGUUUACGUCGAUUUUGGUACGGAAACUACGAAUAGAAAUCGAAGAUAACAAAAACUUAGCUCAGGAAGCAUCCGCCAUGGCGCUGUUAUUCAGCAAUCUUAUCAAACAAUCAGAUGAUAUUUGCAAGGAUGCGCGCAAGUUGAUGAAUUCAUUUCUGCUGGAAAAGAAGCUUGAAGUUGAAGGGGAGGAAGAUGCGAAUAUCGAGCUUGAAGAUGGCGCUGUUAGUCCCAAAUCAAACGUAAAUGCAUUUGGCGAUAAUGUCCUCGACGAUGAUGAAUACGACGUUACAGUUCGUGAAGUUAAACGUGAGGAUGACCGCAUGGAGGCUUCUGGAAAAACAGGAGUACAAGAUGAAACAACCGAAAUGCCACUAACAGAUGCUGCUGUAAAAGAAGCAAUUAGCACUGAACAAAUGUGA